AUGUCCUCCGAUAAUCACGCCCUUGCGUUAGCUACCGGCCAUAGUGCUACAGCUGUUCCUAAUGCUACUGCUAAUACUAUUAAUGCUACUAGUACUUCUACUACUACUACAACUACUACUGACGGGUUCUACUAUGCCCCAUCAGAGCUUUUAGCUGGUGGUGCUGCUGGAUUCGUCGAGCACUUUGCAACGUUUCCAUUUGACACUAUCAAGACACGUAUACAAAGCGAACAUUCCGUUGGUAUAUCGUCUGCAGUACGACACAUGUGGUGUAAUGAGCGCCUCACACACCUCUACCGCGGUUUCGCUCCUGUUAUCUUCUCUGCAGUUCCUUCACAUGGUGCCCAUUUUGGAACUUAUGAAGCGGCUAAACGUGUUUUUGGAGAGGACACAAAUUUGGGGAUUAUGGUAUCAGCGAGUUGUGCGGUUGCUGCGCACGACACCAUCUCUACUCCAUUUGAUGUUAUUAAACAACGAAUGCAAAUGGAUGGUAUGAGAAGAUUCAGUUCAUCUCUACAGUGUGCAACGAAUAUUAUUUCGACGGAAGGUACACGUGCUCUCUUUGUUUCUCUACCUACAACUAUUAUAAUGAAUGUCCCACAUUAUGCCAUUUAUUGGAUGGUGUAUGAAGGAUUUCUUUCUUACUUGGGUGGAGACCGUCGUGAUAGAAGCAGUGAACUCGCCAAGGAUUAUGUUUUUGCUGGUCUCUUAGCAGGUGCAAUGGCCUCUUUUGUUUCUUCACCCUUUGAUGUUGCCAAGACACAAUUACAACUUGGUCGUGAAACGGAUUUAUUGAGUGUAUUUCAAAAUAUUAUGCGAAGACGAGGUGUUCGUGGGUUCUUUGCAGGUGUUUCAGCAAGAAUAUUGGCUACAGCUCCAUCUGGAGCAUUGACUAUGUUUACCUACGAAACGGUAAAAAAAUAUUUGGAGCGCUAUUAA
This is a messenger RNA of Trypanosoma theileri, 939 nucleotides long. Its product is annotated as putative mitochondrial carrier protein. Gene Ontology annotation, cellular component: mitochondrial membrane. Gene Ontology annotation, biological process: iron import into the mitochondrion. Bases 1 to 939 code for a protein of 312 amino acids. The record is from RefSeq and is a predicted model, not a curated record. The transcript has a single exon. Gene Ontology annotation, molecular function: ferrous iron transmembrane transporter activity. NCBI's taxonomy places the organism in Eukaryota, Euglenozoa, Kinetoplastea, Trypanosomatida, Trypanosomatidae.